AAGCCCAGAGUAACAGCAAUAACUGAGAUAACUGGCAAAUUGUUGUCGCAGAUACAUUGGAAUGAAACCCUAUCUCUUGCAAAAAAGAGAGAAUAAAUAUAACUAAUAGAUCGACUACGUUACAACUUGACACAAUGCUCCAUUGGAUUUAGUGAAAACGUUUCACACAAAUGUGUGAUGUACGCAAUAACGAAGGUAGAUAACCUUUGGAUACAAUGGUUCGUGGACGGUGGACGAACUUUGUUUCUGUUGUUAUAAAAGCCUGUGUGUUUCUAUGAUUUUAUUAAUGUAUGCAGAUGCAUACAAUGCAGUUGAAUGCAAGGUAAACCAAUAACUGAUUUAUGUUUAUGAUCCGCACAGGAUAUUGAUACAAAAAUUACUUUGAAGAGCUUGGGAAAUGUUCAUACAAAUAAGUACCUGACCGUUUAUAUAAUAUUGCGCUCAUGAUUUCGUUGUGAUCAAAAUGGGGUGUACGCAUUCAGACAGGAAAUGUUUCUAUAAAGAAUGCCACGCAGUGAUCAUGGACGGGAAACCAAACGCGCUGAACAGACCGGAAAUAACUGACGAGCAUAUAACGAUAGUUCGAGAAACAUGGAAUGUUAUCAAACUGGACAUAGCCCGAGUGGGGGUUGUGAUGUUCAUGAGACUGUUCGAGAAAUACCCCGACGUUCAGCAACUGUUCGUGCAUUUCCGGGGCCUUUCGGCGGAAGAGCUUCGUCACAACCGGAAGUUGCGCGACCACGGACUUCGCGUGCUCAACACACUGGAUAAAUGUAUAUCCCGAGUGGCCGAGACAGAGCGUCUGGAGAAGCUGCUGCUAGAACUGGGGCAGAAACACAACGUCUACAAUAUCAAAAUCGAAUACCUUUACCUGCUGGUGCCACAGUUACAGCAGGCGCUCAUGCCGGUACUUGGGGACAAGUGGACAUACUUGGUGGAGAGCUCCUGGUCCGCCUUCCUUAGGUACAUCAUACACAUUAUGGCGGAAGGCAUGAACAUAUAGAGCACUGUAUCUACAUCAUAGGGACGGGUAUAAAUACAGAGCAUACGCAUCACGGCGUAUGUGAACAUGUUCUUUGUCUAUGAGAGGACAGCUUACAGAUAUGCCGCGUUUUUGCGCUUCAGAUUGUGAAGUGUUCAUUUAAUUUUUGAAUCGUGUUUUUCUAUAUAAGAACAAUUAUGAUUUUUGUUGGAUGUGAAGUCCUCAAUUCUUGUUAUGCGUUAAAAAUGUUUGUCUGUGUAAAAUUUAUGUGUUUCGUCGUUAAAUGCUAUGUUGUUUUUAUUUUCCAUACAUAAUUCUUUGACAGUCUAUUAGGGCUAUACAUGUUAACAAUCUCUCAUUGAUGGCUGAACGUAUUUAGGAAAAUAUCGAGCAUGUAUGCUUGAAGAGUAAUGCAUGAGAACAUAACCUUAUUUGAUAUUUAAGUUUUAAAAUCACAAAAUAGUACGCGUUACACGCUAGAUGUUUGGUAUCUCUUUACACACCUGUGUUGAAGCAAUUCUAUCAUGACCCAACCGCCGCAUUAUGACAUGUAAUGCUAUAUAAUACGAAGGCAUUAGCAAAAUCUAUUAGUUGGAUGCUGUGUUUGUAAUUUCUUAAAUGCCCCAACUGAGCAAGACUUUAAAAAUACAUAUUCAUAAUUUUAAUGUAUGUUAAUCCGUAAUUACAUAUGGUAGUUGAUAUGUUACCACUCGUCCCAGUGUAUUUGCCGGUUUUAAGAAGGUCGCCAUCACCCCAAUACGAAAUAGCAACAAAUUUAUCCACCAAAAGGACUCAAAGCCCUUUUUCGUGCUGGCGGGUAUGUUUAUCGUUCUGGCGUGGUGUCGUAUAUGCUCGAAAGAACGAUACAACGGGCGCAAAUACGACAAUUAUGAUUUGUGUUUCCCUUUGUGUCGUUCGGAUGGGUAUAGUUAUCGCUCUUGCGUAUUGUCGAGUUGGCGACCUUCAAAUUCGUUAACAUGCAAACUCGUUCUAGCGUGAACUAUAUGAUAGAAAACAGCUCCCAUUUAAACAUUCCUUUACCUACAUACAAUGGAAGUAUAAUUUGAUUAUAUGUUUGUUGCUAACGUGAUAUGGACAAACUGCAAAUUGAAUAAAAAUGAUAUGUUUAUCUG
Messenger RNA from Dreissena polymorpha, 2115 nucleotides. RefSeq names its product neuroglobin-like. Gene Ontology annotation, molecular function: heme binding; oxygen binding. The record is from RefSeq and is a predicted model, not a curated record. NCBI's taxonomy places the organism in Eukaryota, Metazoa, Mollusca, Bivalvia, Myida, Dreissenidae. The transcript has 3 exons. The coding region runs from base 464 to 1003 and encodes 179 amino acids.